Messenger RNA from Hemibagrus wyckioides, 2432 nucleotides. It is a transcript of the gene cpeb3, whose product is annotated as cytoplasmic polyadenylation element binding protein 3. Gene Ontology annotation, molecular function: translation factor activity, RNA binding; mRNA 3'-UTR binding; mRNA regulatory element binding translation repressor activity. Gene Ontology annotation, biological process: negative regulation of cytoplasmic translation. Lineage: Eukaryota; Metazoa; Chordata; Actinopteri; Siluriformes; Bagridae. The record is from RefSeq and is a predicted model, not a curated record. Gene Ontology annotation, cellular component: synapse; cytoplasm; nucleus. The transcript has 10 exons. The coding region runs from base 126 to 2285 and encodes 719 amino acids.
AUCGGUGCAUUCAAAGCCCUUUUCUCCUUUAUUCACAUUUGGACCAGUACCUGUGUGUGUGCGAGUGUGUUGAGACGUGUUAAGGAAUAUACAGUUUGCGCAGUAACGCCGCCAGUUUGUGCUAAAUGGGUGAUUACGGGUUCGCCUUACAGUCGGCUCUCCUCAGCAGUAGCGGCAGCUAUAACAGUCUCCCUCUCGCGUCGUUUUCAUCGCCCAAGCACCGUAGCAGUCCGACGAAUGUGGUGUACGAUAUCCUCAAUAAUAACUCGUCUCUGUUUCUCCCCCUUGCAGCUCAGCAAGCCAUGCAGGAUGAUUUACUGAUGGACAAACACAAAGCUCAGCCUCACCAGCAGCAGCAGCAAGACCCAGCGAGCGUCGAGACUCCUUCUACGCCGACUCCCUCACCGUCCGAGCCGGCGAUCUCCGAGGACAGCAGCCCGUCGAGCGGGAGCAGCCAAGCGCCUUCGGUCCAGUGCAGCAAAGACAAAGUAGCCAUGGAGUCGCCGAUCCUGCCGGGUCUGAGCUUCCCGGAGGCCGGUGGCAACUCCUUGUCUCCGUCGUUCGCCAGCACUUGGUCAUCGGGAACGGCGAACGCGGUGGACGAUAGUUUUUUCCAAGGAAUCCCCUCGGUGAACGGCACUAUGCUUUUUCAGAACUUCCCGCACCACGUCAACCCAGUGUUCGGAGGCGGAUUUUCGCCGCAGAUCGGCUUGGCACAGUCACAGCAGCAGCAAGUACAGCAGCAAGUACAGCAGCAGCCGCAACAGAGGAGAUCCCCGGUCAGUCCCAACCAGGCUGCUUUUCCUCAGCGGAACGCAUACAGCCACCAGGCCGUGGUGAACAGCAAGGUCUCGCCGUCCUCGUCCACCUCGUCGUCGGCGUGGAGCGCUCAGCAGAGCGCCGUGUGGAGCUCCGGUUCGAACCCAUGGAGCGGGCUGCCUGCCGGACGGGACCCGCGAAGAGCCGUCGGGGUGGGUGUAGGAGUCGGCCUGCCUUCGGCUCUUAACCCCAUCUCCCCGAUGAAGAAGCCCUAUCCGACUAAUGUCAUCGCCCCGCCGAAGUUCCCCAGAGCCGCCCCGCUUACCCCAAAACCCUGGCUGGAGGACAACGCCUUCAGGACGGACAACGGCAACAAUAUGUUACCUUUUCAGGACCGGAAUCGGCCCUUUGAUCCAUUUAGCUUGCAAACUUUGGAGAAUUCCUUAAUGGAUAUGAUAAGGACUGACCACGACAAAGGUAAACACCACCCUGUCGGGGGCCCACCAAUGACUAUCGCUGAUAUUGUAUGGAGGAAUCAUUUUGCAGGACGCAUGGGUCUGAACUUUCACCACCCAGCAGCAGAACACAUAAUGCCACUGACCAGGAGUUAUGGUCGCAGAAGAGGUCGCUCAUCACUGUUUCCUUUCGAGGAUGGCUUUUUGGAUGAUGCUCAUGGAGAUCAGUCUCUAACUCCAGGGCUGAACUCCCCCACUCGCUGUCAGAAUGGUGAGAGGAUGGAGCGCUAUUCCAGAAAGGUCUUUGUUGGUGGACUGCCUCCAGACAUUGACGAAGAUGAGAUCACCAAUAGUUUCCGUCGCUAUGGACACCUGGUUGUGGACUGGCCCCAUAAAGCAGAAAGCAAGUCCUACUUUCCUCCCAAAGGUUACGCCUUCCUGCUUUUCCAGGAAGAGAGUUCAGUUCAGGCUCUCAUUGACGCCUGCAUUGAGGAAGAUGGAAAACUCUAUUUGUGCGUCUCCAGUCCCACCAUUAAAGACAAACCAGUACAGAUCCGCCCUUGGAAUCUGAGUGACAGUGACUUUGUGAUGGAUGGCUCUCAGCCUCUGGACCCUCGCAAGACCAUCUUUGUUGGUGGAGUCCCUCGACCUCUGCGCGCAGUGGAGCUGGCGAUGAUUAUGGACCGGCUGUAUGGAGGGGUGUGCUAUGCUGGCAUUGAUACUGACCCUGAGCUGAAGUAUCCUAAAGGAGCAGGUCGAGUGGCUUUCUCGAACCAGCAGAGCUACAUUGCUGCCAUCAGCGCUCGAUUCGUCCAGUUGCAGCACAACGACAUCGACAAACGGGUGGAGGUGAAGCCGUACGUACUGGAUGAUCAGAUGUGUGAUGAGUGCCAGGGUGCGCGCUGCGGAGGCAAGUUCGCCCCGUUCUUCUGUGCCAAUGUCACGUGCCUGCAGUACUACUGUGAGUACUGCUGGGCCAGCAUCCACUCGCGUGCCGGCCGCGAGUUCCACAAACCGCUGGUGAAGGAGGGAGGAGACCGACCACGCCACGUCUCCUUCCGCUGGAGCUGAUGGAGGAGUCACUCAUCCUCCUCCCCACUUCUUCACUCCCAUCAUCCCCUCCAAACCAACUAACCAACACCACCACCACCAUCACCAUGACUACAACUGAAGAAAAUAUGGGUCUUCUUCUUUUCCUUUCUUAAAAAAAAAACAAAA